AAGAAACAAACAAAGAGAGUUAGAGAGAGAGAGAGAGAGAGAAUGGGGAUCUUUGAGCCGUUCAGAGCAAUCGGGUACACAACCACUUCCGUCCCCUUCUCCGUUCAGCGCCUCGGCACCGAAGCCUUCGUCACCGUCAGCGUCGGCAAAGCCUUCCAAAUUUACAAUUGCGCAAAGCUCACUCCGGUGCUCGUUGGUCCGCAAUUGCCGAAGAAGAUUCGAGCUCUUGCUUCCUACCGUGACUAUACAUUCGCAGCAUAUGGGACCGACAUUGCUGUUUUUAAGCGGUCUCAUCAGAUAGCUACAUGGAGCAACCAUAAUGCAAAGGUCAAUUUGUUGCUAUUGUUUGGAGACCAUAUCCUAAGUGUUGAUGUUGAAGGCAAUCUGUGUAUAUGGGGAUUUAAAGGAAUUGAUGAGAAUCUUGAUCCGGUUGGACAUAUUAAGUUGGACGAAAAUUUUACUCCGAGCUGUAUAAUGCAUCCGGAUACCUACUUAAAUAAGGUUAUCAUUGGGAGUCAAGAAGGUUCUCUGCAGCUUUGGAAUAUCAGCACAAAGAAAAAACUGUAUGAGUUCAAGGGAUGGGAAUCUUCUAUCUGCAGCUGUGUUUCAUCUCCUGCGUUAGAUGUUGUUGCAGUUGGUUGUGCGGAUGGAAAAAUUCAUGUUCACAACAUACGAUAUGAUGAAGAGUUAGUGACGUUUACUCAUUCAACACGUGGUGCUGUGACUGCCUUAUCUUUCAGCACAGAUGGACAGCCUCUUCUAGCAUCUGGAGGUUCUUCUGGUGUUAUAAGCAUAUGGAAUCUUGAAAAAAGAAGGCUUCAAUCAGUUAUAAAGGAGGCACAUGAUAAUUCUGUACUUUCACUGCACUUUUUUGUGAAUGAACCAGUGUUGAUGAGUUCAUCGUCAGACAAUUCUAUUAAAAUGUGGAUUUUUGACACAAGCGAUGGAGAUGCUCGUCUUUUACGGUUUAGAAGUGGUCAUAGUGCUCCUCCACAAUGCUUAAGGUUUUAUGCAAAUGGAAGACACAUUCUAUCAGCUGGUCAGGAUCGUGCCUUUCGCCUUUUUUCAAUAAUCCAGGAUCAGCAAAGUAGAGAGCUUUCUCAGCGUCAUGUAACGAAACGAGCAAAGAAACUCAGGGUGAAGGAGGAAGAGAUAAAACUGAAACCUGUCAUUGCUUUUGAUUGUGCUGAAAUAAGAGAGCGAGAUUGGUGCAAUGUUGUUACAUGUCAUAUGGAUACUGCACAGGCAUAUGUUUGGAGACUGCAAAACUUUGUUCUUGGGGAACAUAUUCUGAAACCUAGACCAGAAAACCCAACACCGGUGAAGGCCUGUGCAAUCAGUGCAUGUGGAAAUUUUGCCAUACUAGGGACAGCUGGUGGUUGGAUUGAGCGGUUCAAUAUGCAGUCAGGAAGUAGCCGAGGUAAUUAUGUGGACCCAUCAGAAAGAAGCAGCUGUGCCCAUGAUGGGGAGGUUGUUGGAAUUGCUUGUGAUUCAACUAAUACUCGCAUGAUAAGUGCCGGAUAUCAUGGAGACAUAAAGGUCUGGGAUUUCAAGGGACGUGGAGUCCCAUAUAGAUGGGAAGUUGGGAGCUCUGUUGUCAGGAUUGUAUAUAAUCGUUUGAAUGGACUUUUGGCUGUUGCGGCUGAUGAUUUAAUUAUCCGCUUAUUUGAUGUUGUGGCAUCAAGAAUGGUUCGUAAAUUUGAAGGCCAUACUGAUCGUGUUACAGAUAUGUGUUUUAGUGAGGAUGGAAAAUGGCUUUUGUCAUCCAGUAUGGAUGGAAGUCUUCGAGUUUGGGAUGUUAUCUUAGCAAGACAGAUAGAUGCAUUGCAUGUUGAUGUGUCUGUGACAGCAUUAUCUCUAUCACCAAAUAUGGAUAUUUUAGCAACCUCCCAUGUUGAUCAAAAUGGGGUCUAUCUCUGGGUGAAUCAAUCAAUGUUUUCGGGAGCAUCUAAGGUAGAAUCCUAUGCAAGUGGAAAGCAAAUUGUGAGUGUUAAGUUGCCAUCUGUCUCUUCAACAAAAGGUUCUGAAGCUGAGGAUUCUGACGAGCCUAUUGGAAAUUCCACACAACUUAAAGAUUCUUCUGCUCUCUCAACUGUUGUACUGCAAAUUCCAGAUCUUGUUACUCUCUCAUCGUAUCCUAAAAGCCAGUGGCAAAGCUUAAUAAACUUAGACAUUAUAAAGGAACGAAAUAAACCGAUUGAGCCGCCAAAGAAACCAGAAAAGGCUCCUUUCUUUUUGCCUUCAGUUCCAUCUCUAUCAGGAGAAAUAAUGUUUAAGCCUACUGGGUCAACAAAUGAGGAGACCAAAGGUGGUGAAGAAUCAUCUAGAAUAAAGGCUGCUCUAGCACCAUCAGUAUUCCUCCAAGCGCUUCAGUCAUCUGCGGAAAUGAAGAAUUUUUCAGAAUUUACUGAUUUCAUCAAAAGCUUAUCUCCAUCAUCCCUGGAUAUGGAACUUCGAAUCCUUCAGAUUGUAGGUGAAGAGGAUGAAGAAGAGCCAGAAAAGUUGCUUCCAAUUGAAUUGCUUCUUGACUACUUUAUGCACGAGACUGCAUCCAGAAACAACUUUGACUUCGUACAAGCUGUGAUCAGGGUUUUUCUGAAGAUCCAUGGCGAAACAAUUCGACGCCAGUCACGACUACAGGAUAAGGCAAGCAAACUCCUAGACGUUCAAAGCAGCACAUGGCAAAGAGUAGAUAAAUUGUUUCAGAGCGCCAGGUGCAUGGUCACUUUUCUUAGUAAUUCACAAUUUUGAGUGUCCUAAAAUAAAUUAUUGUAGUUGAUCAUCCCCAAUUUUGUGCUAGGGUUUGGUCUAGAUUCUGAAUAGUAAAAAACAUUUCUGUUGUAAUCUCAAGUUGGCCGAGAUGAUGCUCUCUAAUGUAUUUGAUCA
This is a messenger RNA of Argentina anserina (silverweed cinquefoil), 2886 nucleotides long. RefSeq lists its product as uncharacterized. Gene Ontology annotation, biological process: rRNA processing. The coding region runs from base 43 to 2751 and encodes 902 amino acids. Gene Ontology annotation, cellular component: Pwp2p-containing subcomplex of 90S preribosome; small-subunit processome. NCBI's taxonomy places the organism in Eukaryota, Viridiplantae, Streptophyta, Magnoliopsida, Rosales, Rosaceae. The record is from RefSeq and is a predicted model, not a curated record. Gene Ontology annotation, molecular function: protein binding. The transcript is spliced from 18 exons.